AACAGUCCUUUUCUUUUCCAUUAUUAAAUAUUAUAUUAUUUUAGGAGUAUUCAUUCCCCUCCUUACGAAAACUCUAUCUAUAAAUAAUGGACCAACCCACAAACUCUGUCCUUCACUCAAAACUCUCCCUCCUUACUUUUCACUGAUUCUCAAUUAAAACAUCAAAACAAAAAAUACACUGAAACCCACACCCCCCUCAUUCUUCAUGUGCUCUCUCUCCUAACUAUUGUUUUAUUGCGCAACAUUUUAUAUUGCUUUAUAAAUAAUAUUUCUAUUACUUAGCUAGAGAAAUAUAUAUACGAAAGACAAAAAUGGAAUUAGAGAGGGGAAAAUCAGUGCAGAGUAACAAGAAUAAUGGAGAAUCAGGGAUGAUUAUUGAUGAAAAUUUAAGUACUACUGUUGAUUGGAGAGGCAGACCUUCUAAUCUCAAUAAACAUGGUGGGAUGCGGGCAGCUGUCUUUGUCCUUGGAUUACAAGCGUUUGAGAUAAUGGCAAUAGCGGCAGUGGGAAACAAUUUAAUAACAUAUGUGAUAAAUGAGAUGCAUUUCCCGCUUUCAAAGGCAGCCAACAUAGUUACAAAUUUUAUUGGCACCAUUUUCCUUCUCGCUCUCUUUGGCGGCUACCUCUCCGAUUCUUAUCUCGGCAGCUUUUGGACCAUGCUCAUCUUCGGAUUUGUUGAACUUUCUGGGUUCAUCUUGCUAUCAGUACAAGCACACCUACCACAACUAAAGCCAGCAAUGUGCAACAUGCUAACACAAGACAACACUGGACAAAUUUGCGAAGAAGCAAAGGGAAUACAGGCUUUAAUAUUUUUCGUAGCACUUUACUUAGUUGCAUUAGGAAGUGGAUGUGUGAAGCCUAAUAUGAUAGCUCAUGGAGGUGAUCAGUUCAACUCCAAGCAGUCUACCCAGCUUUCGACAUAUUUCAAUGCAGCCUACUUCGCGUUCUCCGUUGGUGAGCUUAUUGCCCUUACCGUCCUCGUUUGGGUCCAGACACAUUCCGGUAUGGAUAUCGGGUUUGGUAUCUCAGCCAUUGUCAUGGCUAUGGGGUUAAUUUGCUUGGUUUCUGGCACUCUUGUUUACAAGAACAAGAGACCUCGUGGAAGCAUUUUUACUCCUAUUGCUCAGGUAUUUGUGGCCGCAUUUUUAAAAAGAAAGAAAGUUUGUCCAUCAGAUGUAAAGGUGCUUCAUGGGAAUACUAAUGCCAACAACCUUCAUCACUAUACCAGUUCCAAUGCAUCUGACAAUCUCAUUCAUACAGAAAGAUUCAGAUUCUUAGACAAAGCAUGCAUCAAAGUAGAAGACGGAUCAAACUACAAAUCAGAAGGAGCAUGGAGAUUAUGCACAGUUACUCAAGUAGAACAAGUGAAAAUUUUAAUAUCAUUACUUCCAAUCUUUGCUUGCACAAUAGUUUUCAACACAAUAUUAGCUCAACUACAAACAUUUUCAGUCCAACAAGGAAGCCAAAUGAACAAUAAACUCACCAAAUCUUUCAGCAUUCCACCCGCUUCUCUCCAGGCCAUCCCUUACAUUCUCCUCCUCUUCCUCGUCCCUCUUUACGACAAAUUCUUCGUCCCUUUUACGCGUAAAUUCACUGGCCAUGACUCCGGUCUCUCCCCUCUCCAACGCAUAGGGACCGGCCUCUUCAUCGCCACCUUUUCGAUGGUCUCCGCUGCCCUCAUGGAAAAACAAAGAAGAGACACCAUGGUUCACCACCAAAAACUCCUCUCCAUCUUUUACAUCACACCACAAUUCCUCGUUUUCGGGUUGUCCGAGAUGUUAACUGCCGUAGGUCUUAUUGAGUUCUUCUACAAGCAAUCCUUAAAAGGGAUGCAAUCUUUUCUCACAGCAAUGACUUAUUGUUCUUACUCCUUCGGGUUUUACUUUAGCUCUGUCUUGGUUAUCCUUAUAAAUAAGGUUACUUCCUCUUUAUCCUCUACUAACAAGGGAUGGUUGAGUGAGAAUGACCUUAAUAAAGAUAGGUUGGAUUUAUUCUAUUGGUUAUUGGCUGGUCUUAGCUUCCUCAACUUCCUCAAUUACCUCUUUUGGGCACAUUGGUACUCCUAUAACCCUUCUGUUAUGGCUACCUCUCAGCAACAUGUUUCGCCCGAGGACUUGAACUCUUCCAAGGUUAAUGAGGAUAAUAGUGUUGCUCCUAUUAGAAAAAAACCUUAACUUAAUUAACUAGAUUAUGUACAUUUUAUAAUGUUCAUGAUAUAUUAUAUUUCUAGCUUAUAUAUAUGUAUGUAGUUGAAUAACUAGUGUACUAUCCUGUCAAAAAAAAAAAAAAAAAAAAAAAGAAUAACUAAUGUACUAAGUUUGGAGUGUAUUAGGAAUGAGAUAUACCGUUUGUGUACCCCUUCAUUUCAAAUAUCAGGCUAAUUUAAACUUCUGAAGUA
Molecule: messenger RNA, 2398 nt
Organism: Chenopodium quinoa (quinoa)
Lineage: Eukaryota; Viridiplantae; Streptophyta; Magnoliopsida; Caryophyllales; Amaranthaceae
Product: protein NRT1/ PTR FAMILY 4.3-like
Exons: 5
Coding region: 312-2174 (620 amino acids)
Biological process (GO): transmembrane transport
Cellular component (GO): membrane
Molecular function (GO): transmembrane transporter activity
Source: RefSeq, a predicted model, not a curated record